UGGCCCAUAUCCGGGAAGCCCUCCGUAGCGGAGACACCGACAAAAUGGCGGCGCCGAACUGAGAGGCCUGUGGCGGCGGCAGCAGGCGCUGGCGGAGGGACCGACGAGCCGCUGCCGGCAUCGCGGAGGGCCGCGCGGGCGGGGCCGAGCUCCGUGCGCCCACGCCCGGGCCCGGGGCGCUGCUGCCGCCGCCGCCUUCUCGCCGCAGUUUGACCUGUUUUGAAAAGAAAUGAAAAAGUAUUGGUUUAACUCCUUUAGGGAAGUGGAGGACUUCAGCAGCAGAAACAUCUACAUUAACAAACAGGAUAGCUGGUUUGGAUUGUGACAAACUCCAGGGCUACAGGAACCAUGGUUUCACAGUGAAGAGCUGCUGCUUUCACAAGUUCUGAAACUACCAGCCAGUCUUCCUUGAAUUUUGGUGUGUGCGAGUCCUUGGUGGAGGUUGCAUAUAUACAUGUUUUCAUGAAGAGAAGUGAGAAGCCAGAAGGUUAUAGACAAAUGAGGCCUAAGACUUUUCCUGCCAGUAACUAUACUGGCAGCAGCCAGCAGAUGCUACAGGAAAUACGAGAGAGCCUCAGGAAUUUACCUAAACCCUCAGAUGCUGCUAAAGCUGAUCACAGCAUGGGCAAAAUGUUGUCUGAAGAUCACAGGCAAGGCCGAAAUCCCCCCAAAUUUGUAACGUAUCAUAAAGUUUUGCAGGAGAUUAGAAACUCACUUCUGCCUUUUGCAAAUGAAACGACCUCAGCUGUCAAAGGAACAUCAGAAGUUAAUCGACAAAUGCUGCAAGACUUACAAGCUGCUGGCUUUGAUGAGGAUAUGGUUAUACAAGCUCUUAGACAAACCAACAACCGUAGUAUAGAAGCUGCCAUCGAAUUUAUAAGUAAAAUGAGCUACCAGGAUCCUCGUCGGGAACAGAUGGUUGCAGCAGCAGCGAGACCAGUAAACGCAGGUAUGAAACCACCAGCAGGGACUGUACAGCAGUCAGUUAACCGCAAGCAGAGCUGGAAGGGUUCUAAGGAGUCUUUGGUUCCUCAGCGGCAUGGCCCUUCCCUGGGAGAUGCUGUAGUUUAUCGCUCAGAAAGUCCCAGCUCGCAGCCUGAUGUAGGAAGGCCGUUAUCUGGAUCUGGCAUUGCAGCAUUUGCUCAGGCUCAUCCCGGCAAUGGACAGAGAGUGAAUCCCCCGCCUCUACCACAGAUAAGGAGUGUCACUCCUCCUCCUCCACCUCCUCGAGGACAGACACCCCCUCCAAGGGGAACUACUCCUCCACCUCCUUCCUGGGAACCAAACUCUCAGACAAAGCGUUACUCUGGAAACAUGGAAUAUGUCAUCUCCCGUAUUUCUCCGGUGCCACCGGGAGCAUGGCAGGAUGGUUAUCCACCUCCACCUAUGAAUCCUCCAUCCAUAAGUUCUUCCACGCCGGGUCAGAGAGGCAUGAGCGCUGUCCCCAUUGGCAGGCAACCGAUAAUCAUGCAGAGUUCUGCCAACAGCAAAUUUAGCUUUCCCUCAGGAAGAGCUGGAAUGCAAAAUGGCAAUUGUCAGACAGAAUUCAUAGUUCACCAGAAUGUGGUGUCUGGGAACUCAGUGAGUCGCCAGCCACCCCCGUACCCCAUGAAUCCAACUAACAGGCAAAGUCCCACAGCACUACAGAUGCAGGCAGGAGGAUCUGCUCCUCCAUCAGCUUACACCAAUGGGAAUCUUCCUCAGGCAAUGAUGGUGCCAAAUAGAAAUAGUCACAACAUGGAACUUUAUAAUACAAAUGUAGCUGGAAUACCUGCGUCCUGGUCACAGCCUUCCCCUGUGCAACCACAGGCAUCACCUGGCAACGGGCAUGACGUGCCUACAUGGCAACCCAACGUUCCCGUACGGUCAAAUUCUUUCAACAACCAUCAUGGAAGUAGGCAGAGUCACUCUAGCAGCUCUCAGCCUUCGGCUACAACAGUAACAGCUAUAACGCCAGCUCCCAUUCAGCAGCCAGUGAAAAGUAUGCGUGUGUUAAAACCAGAGCUACAGACUGCCUUAGCACCCACUCACCCUUCCUGGAUGCCACAACCAGUGCAAACCGUUCAGACCAUUCCCUUCUCUGAGAGUCCAUCUACAAACAUGGCAGUUAUGUCUUCUGUUGCAGAGGCUCCAAAUUACCAGGGUCCCCCACCACCUUACCCAAAACACUUGUUACACCAGAAUCCCUCUGUCAAUCUGUAUGAGACAGGACCCAAGCUCAAUAAGGAGGAACCACCUGUUUUAUCCAAGGAAGAUGAAAGUGAAAAGAAUUAUGAAUGUGUUGAUUCAACAGACAAAGAAAAGAAACAAAUUACAACAUCACCUGUUCCUGUUAGAAAAAACAAGAAAGAUGAAGAAAGAAGAGAGUCUCGCAUUCAAAGCUAUUCCCCUCAGGCCUUUAAGUUCUUCAUGGAGCAGCAUGUGGAGAAUAUACUUAAGUCACAUCAGCAGCGUUUGCAUCGGAAAAAGCAACUAGAGAAUGAAAUGAUGAGGGUUGGAUUGUCACCAGAAGCCCGAGAUCAAAUGAGGAAAAUGUUGUGCCAGAAAGAGUCUAAUUAUAUUCGGCUAAGAAGAGCUAAAAUGGACAAGUCGAUGUUUGUAAAAAUUAAAACUCUGGGAGUUGGUGCAUUUGGAGAAGUUUGCCUAGCAAGAAAAGUGGAUACUAAUGCUUUAUAUGCAACAAAAACUCUGAGGAAAAAAGAUGUGUUGCUCAGAAAUCAAGUUGCUCAUGUUAAAGCUGAGCGGGAUAUCCUUGCAGAAGCUGAUAAUGAGUGGGUGGUUCGGCUGUACUAUUCAUUCCAAGAUAAGGACAAUUUGUACUUUGUAAUGGACUACAUUCCAGGAGGUGAUAUGAUGAGUCUCCUAAUUAGAAUGGGUGUCUUUCCAGAAAAUCUGGCACGGUUCUACACAGCAGAACUGACCUGCGCAGUUGAAAGUGUUCAUAAAAUGGGCUUCAUCCACAGAGAUAUCAAACCUGAUAAUAUCUUGAUAGACCGCGAUGGUCAUAUUAAAUUGACUGACUUUGGCCUCUGUACAGGUUUUCGAUGGACUCACGACUCAAAAUACUACCAGAGCGGUGAUCACGCACGUCAAGACAGUAUGGAUUUCAGCAAUGAGUGGGGUGACCCGGCAAAUUGCAGGUGUGGAGAUCGGCUGAAGCCACUUGAACGUAGGGCUGCACGUCAGCAUCAGCGCUGUCUGGCCCAUUCUCUUGUCGGCACGCCCAAUUACAUUGCGCCAGAAGUAUUGUUACGAACAGGUUACACACAGUUGUGUGACUGGUGGAGUGUUGGAGUAAUUCUCUUUGAAAUGUUAGUGGGGCAGCCUCCGUUCCUGGCACAAACACCACUGGAAACACAAAUGAAGGUUAUCAACUGGCAAACUGCACUUCAUAUUCCACCUCAAGCUAAAUUGACUCCAGAGGCCUCCGACCUUAUUAUUAAACUCUGCCGAGGGCCAGAAGAUCGUUUAGGCAAAAAUGGUGCUGAUGAAAUAAAAGCCCAUCCGUUUUUUAAAACAAUUGAUUUUUCAAGCGACCUACGGCGGCAGUCUGCUUUCUACAUUCCCAAAAUUGCUCAUCCUACAGACACGUCAAACUUCGAUCCAGUUGAUCCAGAUAAAUUGUGGAGUGAUGAUGAUAAGGAAGGGAAUAGAAAUGAUACGCUUAAUGGGUGGUACAAAAAUGGAAAACAUCCUGAACAUGCUUUUUAUGAAUUCACCUUCCGAAGGUUUUUUGAUGACAAUGGUUACCCAUACAACAAUCCAAAGCCCAUUGAGUAUGAGUAUGGUAGUUCCCAAAACUCAGAACAGCAGUCAGAUGACGACGAUGAUGAUGAACAGGCAGGUAGAGGAGUUAAAAAUCGUGACCUGGUUUAUGUUUAGUAGAGGAAUAAAAAUUAAAAACUAAAUAAACUUAUUUUGCAGUUGCAAUUUUUGAAAAAUCUCUUAAGAGAAUUGAGAGAAGAUUGCUAGGGUAAAUACAUGCAUGCUUUUUUUCUUUAAAAACACUAAGAAAAUUAUGUCUUCUGUUUCCUUCUCUGUACAUUUUGUUUCCCCAGAAUACAGGGAAAUCCCUCUCAAAUAUUAAUUUAUUCCAAUAUUGUUAAUUGUUUAAUUUAGAAGAGAUUUGAUGCUAGGUGGAAGAAAAAGUCACUUGAAUUUUAUUAUUGGUUCUCUGUACUCUAAGUACUCAAAAGAGGAAAUAGUGAUGAUUUUUUUUUUCUCCCUAAGAUGAUGCCUGGUAUCUAUUUGUACAUAUACUGAAUAAUUUUAGAAAACAAAUCUCUGUUUCAGAAUUUUUAAUGACAGUUUUUCCUUGCAUUGACCAAAUAUAAAACCUACUUUACACUAAUAAAACUCUCUAAUACAUUUCUGAAGAGGAGAAAAAAAAAAAGGCUGCUGUACUCUCACUUCUCACCGUAUUUAGCCUAAUUAUUCACAGUGUCGGAGAAACUGAGCCAUCUAUCUGGUGAAAUGUUUCCAGCUGCUGUGGUAGUGACAUAGUUCUCAGCUUUGGAACAAGAAAGUGCCAGUCUUGGCUACAGUGUGACAGUGAAGUGAUAAAGCAUUAGGACUAGUAUUUUAUUAAAUAGUAAUUGAAUUUGACAUCAGUAAUGCUGUAGCAUGUGAGCGGUACUCUGCAAGCAGAAGGACUGCUUACUCAGAAACAACUUUAUUGUCUCCUGUUGUCAGUUCUCAGAUAGUUAGGCAAAGAGCUUUAGGAAAAACACUUUCUGAACUCUAGGUUAAUUGUCUGACUACAAACAAACUGUAAAGUGUGCACAGUUCUGCUUUAGUUGGAAUUUUUAGUUUGAAAAAUAAAUUUUAGAACAGCUUCUUUAUUAUAUGUUUGAGAUAGUAAUGGGAAAAGAUUAUAAAUUAAGGCUUUUGAGACUGUUGUUGUGGAGACUAGUUUUGUUUGGCUUUACACAGCUUUCCUCCUAGUUACACAGGUGGUGUCAUGCACCAAUCCAUCUGAGCCAUCAGUGCAGUUUCAGUGGUCCAUCUUUCACAACUCAAUUCAGAGCAGAAUUAGGAGCUUAGGGCUGUAUCUGCUGCUUUCCUUCCGCAUAAUUUCCAUAAUUUCUUGCAGCAGGUGAGCAGGUAUCCCCUUGGGUCUCAUGGUGGGAGGGUGCUGAGUCCGUUGAGGUUACACAGAGCAGGGUAACCCUCUCAGUAGCUUCCCUGAGACAAGACCAGGAGUUACAGAUGAGAGGCAGAAGGAAUUAUGAUUUUUUUUAUCUCCCUCUCUCCCUCUCUCCCUCUCUCCCUCUCUCCCUCUCUCCCUCUCUCCCUCUCUCCCUCUCUCCCUCUCUCCCUCUCUCCCUCUCUCCCUCUCUCCCUCUCUCCCUCUCUCCCUCUCUCCCUCUCUCCCUCUCCCUCUCUCCCUCUCUCCCUCUCUCCCUCUCUCCCUCUCUCCCUCCCCUUCUCCUGAAGCUAACACAGUGGUAAAGAAAAUGCACUAUUUUUAGUAAACUUCAUGUCUUGUAAAACAUUUCCUCCUUCUUGGAAUUGAAUUCCAAUGGAUAAUCUAAUAAUGUGCCUGUAAGCGUUACUGCUUUCUUAAAUUAUUAUUUGUGCCAUUGCACUGGCAUUGUGACUAUCUAAACAUCGUUAAACUGGUGUUCAUAGCUGUUCUCACAGCAAACACUGGUUACUGGUUUACUUUUCUCAGCAAGCUGGUUUAAGAACUUCUCGUGCGCUUGCGGCCAUGUGUUCCCUUUUUGUGCUCCAGUUCAGUCUCUCUCUUUGUGCCAGUGCAACUGCCUGUAGCAGUAUGCUAAAUACUGGAUCAGUGAAAAAACUGCUUGGUGGUUAGCGUUUGGGGGUUUCUUGUAAACAUGUUAAUUUGAGUGAUCCAGUUUCCACUGCGGUUGAAAAAAUUAUUUAUAUUGGCAUAACUAAGGAGUGAACUGCAGUAAAGAGGGUUGGCAGUAUGGAAACUUCUUAAAUGGACUUUGUCAUGGGAUAAAACAUUUGUGGAAGUUCACCCGUCUCCUGUGAAAUGCUUAUCAUGGUUAGAAGAUGGUUAUGAAAAAUUGUUUUCUCAAGCAGAUAGGUAGAUACUUUCUGUCAUUAAAAUGGGUUUGCAGCUUAAUAAACCAAUUCAUGUUCUGUCUGCCUGUUCCACAGCUGUUGAAAUAGAAUAGUUUUUAAGAUUCAUUUCAUUUAGCUUGAGUAUUAUAAAAUGGCUGCAGUGUAUAACUACUCCAUUUUAUAUAUUAUGUAAAAAAGAUUGUUUUCCAUGUAAAUAAACCUUUAAAGAUUAUCCUCCUUCAUAGUAAGUAUCCCAGUAAAACUGGUCUACUUGUCUUGGAGUAAAGUAUAAUAUAUUACUGGUUAAAGGUAAUUUAAUCAAGCCUGCCUUACCAUUCGUGAAGUGUGCAGAGAAAAUAAUGUCAAAUCUUCAUUAAAUUGAUAGUCAAAAUUGCCUUUUUAUCUGAGUAUAUUUCUCCUCUGCCUGCAUCAUAUUAUGUUAUAUUCCUGUUUAAUGCUGUAACUGGUCUUUAGCCAAUGUGGUUUUAAAAAAAAAAAAAAAAGGCGUCUGUAAGGGCACCAUGGUUCUAUACAAGCAAACCCAAUUGCUUUUAUUAAAGGAAAUUAUUGAGUCUUUUAAGGACAUGUGCAAGUACUGAAAUAUUAAAUAUUAUUUUGCAAUUUUAAACAAAUACAGGAAGAGCUCACAUCUUUAGAAUUUGGUAGAUGUUUCUGGCAUUUUCUGUUAUCUUGUGUUGGAAGUUGUUUGAAUUUUGCCACCUAUAUGCUGCAGUAUUACAUGUUUCCUUGCAAAAGUGCAGUGUGUUACAGUCCAAGUUCUCUGAGACAGUUAUCCGUGAAUGUUCACAACUCUCCAAUGUGCUAUGCCUUACCCAUGUUUUGAAACUUCAUGUUUCGUACAUAGAUUCAGAGUCUGGUGAGAUUCUUUAUAGCUGCUGCUUAAAACAUGGGUAUUUCACUGGUGACCUAUGAUGGGGAUUGGUUUGUACAGGCCAUUGAGAAGAGAGGCUCCUACCCAGCAGCUGUGGAAUUCUGCAGUAAGUUUUAGUUCAGGUGACUUUCACUUUGUAAAGCAUGAAAAUAAAUUUCUCUUAUGUACCCUGGUACACAUAUUAAUUGUAUUUAUAAAAUGUUCUAUAAUCCCGUAACUGUACUGUAAAUACUAUUUGAUAUUCAGUGGCAUUCUAUCCUAGGGCAGGCCCUCUUGCUGUAUCUUUUCUAUCCUCAAUUUGUAAUAGAAUCUAUAGAAUAUAUGGCUAGAAAGUCUCUUUGAGACUGACGUAUCUUCUGCUGUUGCAAAGCUGUGAGUGGGAAUGAUUUAUUUAGAUUCCUUUUAAUACUGUUCAGCUAAUAGGCAGUGCAGUGGGUGGUUUCUCAGAUGCUGCUGCUGUCACCCAAGAUACUAUUAGGCUUUGGUUUCACAUGUCUUUGGUGUUUCAGAUCAGACCUUUAAUCUGUUUGCUUUAAUUCAGCCAAAGCAGAAAGAUAAUAAAUUGGGUCAAUGUCAUGGUAAAAUGUUUGAAUGCCUUAAGAUGCUCUUGAUAAAGGCACUAUUCAAGUUUACUGAUUUAUAUAGAUCUAUGUAGAUCUAUAUAGAUAUAUUCCAUGUGUGUAUAUGUAUAUAUAAUGUCUUUUUUGUAUUAUAAAUAUCCUUCUGUCAGUUCUUUUGAAUCCUCCAAUUAAAUACAUAGACCACCACACAA
Grus americana (Whooping crane) is the source of this 7700-nucleotide messenger RNA. RefSeq names its product large tumor suppressor kinase 1 (gene LATS1). Bases 463 to 3882 code for a protein of 1139 amino acids. Gene Ontology annotation, molecular function: ATP binding; protein binding; protein serine/threonine kinase activity. Gene Ontology annotation, biological process: hippo signaling; regulation of organ growth; positive regulation of apoptotic process. Lineage: Eukaryota; Metazoa; Chordata; Aves; Gruiformes; Gruidae. Gene Ontology annotation, cellular component: spindle pole. The record is from RefSeq and is a predicted model, not a curated record. The transcript is spliced from 9 exons.